UGGUCGAGUGUGUGUGUGUUUGAACUUCUAAUCAUGAGUUUACAUAUUAUGUUGUGUGUAUAGAUAAAUUUUAAGGUCAAGAUUUGUGAUAUUUAAUUGCUUUCAUAAUCAAUGUUCUAGUGUGAGACAUUUUCUGGACAGUUAUGUCAUUGUAACAUAACUAGAAAAAUAAGUUUUAACUUAAAACAUUUUUUUUUAACUGCUAUGUUGCUGUUAAUAGGUCUGUUUAUACAAAUCUGAUUAAUACCAGAUAUCAGUUAGCCUGACCUACAUACCAUUAUAUGAUAGAUCCAGUCUCUGUGUUUAUUGAGUGAGUUUCAUCAUUGAUAAUCCUUAACAUUUAUCAGUGUUUAUUAUUUGACCAUGUGUUGAUACUUUUCCUAUUCAUCAUGUCAAGUGGUCAAAAUAAAGUUAAAGUAAUUAACAAUGACUGAGGUAGGCUAUGAUUGACCACCAUAUUACACAACUUCAUCUGAUAUCUCAUCUUUAUAAUGUCACAAGUCCAUUACCUGUGUUUGGUACAGCACUAUUAAUCGAAAAAAUCCCCGUUUUUAAUUUUCCUUUUGAAUGCAUACAAAAUGUGUGAGGAUCAUUCUUGUAUUGAUAUCAUUGUAACCCAUUGAAAUUUUUUUUUUUAGUUCUUUUCGGGGUAAAUUAUAUUUGCAUAUCAGGCAGAUUAAAGUUUCAAUGGGUUUAAUUCUAAGAUUUCGUUUUCCCUUGAUAAUGACUUGGGAGUGGUCUGUAUUGCCAGUCCUUUCCAGUUUCCAGUUGUAACUGGUUAUACAUGUAUAUAUAAUGAAACAUAAACCUGUUUUACAUGAAUAGACAUAUCAUUAGUAUACAUAUUAGAAUAUACCCAGUUGUGUUGUAUAUCUACAAUUGUUUACCUGUGAUAAUCAGGAAAUCCAUUAAACUAGGAAAACAUUUACAAUUAAUUGUCUCCAUUCUCUGUAUCUUUAUUCAAUAUCUGAAAACCUGGCAAUAUUGAUAACUAAAGCAGACUCAUUAAUAGGAAAUGGGACAUUGAUGGCUUAUUGCUGUACAUAAUUACUGCUUAGUAAAUGAAAAAAUAGGAUUUCUUCAAUGCUCAAUGAAUACAAACAUCACCUGUAGUAUAUACCAGUGCAUAUUUUUUUCAUUUGUAUAUAUUGAUGAAAAUACCAGUAUAUUUUGUUUUAGAAGUAUUCUUUUCACAUCUGUGCUCAAAUAUAAAUAUAUUUACUGUUUAAGAAACAUGCCGUUUAUCACAUCAUAAUCAUAGCUGUUAUAAACCUCCAUAAAGUUAUAUAUUAAAAUUCCCCAAAGUAGAACAUGAUAUAUAUAGUAUACAUGUAUUAUACAUUGCUCUGAAAGGUUGUGUCAUUAUUGUAAUACACAGGUACGUAGGUAUUGUAUAUAUUAUAAAUUAUGCUACUUAACUGUCUUAGGCACUUAAGGGUAUAUGCUAACCUUAUACUGUCUGAGACACUUAAGGGAUAUGCUACCUUUUUGUCUAAGACACUUAAGGGUAUAUGCUACCACCUAGCCAUCAGGAUCUACGGUUAUAUGCUUGGAUCCUUAUUGUAUAAGGCAGUUGUGCAUAAUUUUAUUCACACAUAUAUCUGCUGGUUUCAUUGAAACUGAUGUUCAUUUCAUAGAUUGUAUCAUGAAAUAAGUUUAAUCACUCAUAUGGGUUUAUGUGUGAGGAAACCUGAGUACCAGGAGAAAACCCAUCUGACAGAUUAGACAUAACUUCUUUUUUUUUCAUUUAUUUAAGAAAUUCAACCUUGUAAUCUUGUUGAAUGGUGAGCAGGCUGUCCACCUUUUGUUGAUAAAAAAUGCAAGGAUAACUGUGUUACAAUGUAGGUACAUUUUGAUGGACAUGCCGUUUCACAAAUGAAAUAUUCAAAUGUAGGAGUGAUUUAAUAUUCUUGUAAAUGUAUACUGUAUAUAAAGUGAUGGCACUGCAGAGCUGUAUACCAAAUAUUUUUGGUAAAAAUUAGUUAUGAGAUAAAUUCAGUGUUGUCUACCAUCAUAAGCUCAUAUAUCAUAUUUUAGUAUAAUAGUUUUGUUAGGAGGGAAAAGUCAUACUCUAAACUUACCUAUUUUAGUAGUACUUGUAGUCUUAUUUUAAAGCUUUUUACUCACGAAACAAGCUGCAUAAUUUGCUAAAUUAAUUAUGAUCAUGAUACAUUGUGUAUUGUUUCUACAUUGCAAGUAUAUUCUGUAUUGUGAGUAUACUAAUAGAUUAUAUCACUGGUCUGGUAAAUUUGAUAAUGCACAAAAAAUAGUGCCAAAAUGAGUGUAUUCAUUCCAUUGUUAACCAGUGAAAAUCGGAAAUAAUCCAUUAGAUAUUGAUUAGAUAUUAAUUUAUACCUGGUUCACUGCUUUUUGCAUUAACCAUUUAGAAUGUUGCCUUCUAUUGACUGUAUAUUGAAAUUCAUUAAUUCUCCAACUCACAGACAAAUGAAGUGACAAUAAUUAAGUGGUUAUUUAACUGUACCUUUGCAGUACAUUGCCGGUUUUACUAAAUUACUAACAGUUACAACAGUUAGUAAGUAACAGCACAAAGUUAUAACAUUUAUCACGAUAGGUGACAUGAUAAUAAACAGUGAUUUUAAUAUAAGUUUGUACCAAAGGGAUCAGUUCUGAUAUUUCUCUGCUUGAAAUGAAGUAUUUUUUUCAAUAGCAGAUAAGCAUUUGCCUGGCCUUUUAAUCAGGCAGAUUAAAUAGAUAACAAGCACGUUCAUGAAGUUAAUUACCAGUUAUAGAUUCACCAUAAAACAGGAAUGUUUCCAUUACAAUAUUAGCCAACACUGGACCCUUGAGAACCUCUGAUCGAGUAUUAGAGCCUGUAACUACAUAAUCAAGAGCAGAUCACUUUUCAAGAUAAUUGUUCUCAUACCCUGGAUAGGGAUAUCCACAAUUUCAUUGAUGUGAAAUUUUCUUAUCUCACCCUAGAGUUAAGACAAGCUACACAAGCCCUUUGUACAUUAAUUCUCAACAAUUGUAUGAUGUCACAUAAAUACACUGCCCUUUUACUUGUAUGGAGACAGUGUAUCCUUUACUUGUACAGAGACAGUGUAUCCUUUACUUGUACGGAGACAGUGUAUCCUUUACUUGUACAGAGACAGUGUAUCCUUUACUUGUACGGAGACAGUGUAUUCUUUACUUGUAUGGAGGGAGUGUAUCCUUUACUUGUACGGAGACAGUGUAUUCUUUACUUGUACGGAGACAGUGUAUCCUUCACUUGUAUGGAGGGAGUGUAUCCUUUACUUGUAUGGAGACAUUGUAUCCUUCACUUGUAUGGAGGGAGUGUAUCCUUUACUUGUAUGGAGACAGUGUAUCCUUUACUUGUACGGAGACAGUGUAUCCUUUACUUGUAUGGAGGGAGUGUAUCCUUUACUUGUAUGGAGACAGUGUAUCCUUCACUUGUAUGGAGGGAGUGUAUCCUUUACUUGUAUGGAGACAGUGUAUCCUUUACUUGUACGGAGACAGUGUAUCCUUUACUUGUACGGAGACAGUGUAUCCUUUACUUGUAUGGAGACAGUGUAUCCUUUACUUGUACGGAGACAGUGUAUCCUUUACUUGUAUGGAGACAGUGUAUCCUUUACUUGUAUGGAGGGAGUGUAUCCUUUACUUGUAUGGAGGGAUGUAUCCUUUACUUGUACGGAGACAGUGUAUCCUUUACUUGUAUGGAGACAGUGUAUCCUUUACUUGUAUGGAGGGAGUGUAUCCUUUACUUGUACGGAGACAGUGUAUCCUUUACUUGUAUGGAGGGAGUGUAUCCUUUACUUGUAUAAUGGAGACAGUGUAUCCUUUACUGGUACAGAGACAGUGUAUCCUUUACUUGUACGGAGACAGUGUAUCCUUUACUGGUACAGAGACAGUGUAUCCUUUACUUGUACGGAGCAGUGUAUCCUUUACUUGUACGGAGGCAGUGUAUCCUUUACUUGUACGGAGAGUAAAAAUCAGACAUCUCUUCCAUCCAUCCCUGAUAAAGUCUUGUGCCCUCUUAUGAUUGACAGUUGUAUCUGGAGUCGUUUCCUAUAUUUCAUCAGAUAGAUUAAAAGAUUUAUAUUGUUCAUAUUUAUUAUCAUACUCCAUUAGUUCAAUCUUUUGAUUGAUUGUUGCUUCAUGUGAAAACUGCUUGUAUACAUAUUACGUAUUUAGCCUUUUAAUCAUACAAAAGUUCUGACUUCAUUAAUUGGUAUUUGAUAUUGAUGAAUGAUCCAUCAGUACAUUUAUCUAUCAUAUGUAGUGAGCUGUUAGGAGCUGUUGGGUUAUACUAACAUUGUCAAUGUAAGAAUAUUUAAGAUGACAUGGACAUGAGUGAAUACAGGUGGACUGUGACAUCCAUUGGUGGCAUGGGUUGACACAUAAGGAGUGAUAGUUAAAACUGGGGCUUAUAAUAAUAAAACAUGUGUCCCUGGUUGAAAGCCUCAUUGAAAGGGUCUUAUAUAAUGAAACGAAUAACAGGCUGCCCUAUUGUAAUUUCCUUGAGUGAUGAACUGUUUUUCAUGUGUUGUAGAUACAGAACACAUUUCAUAAGUCAUACAUCCCUCACAAAGCUGCUUAUAUGUCAAAAUGUAAUUUGGCAUUACCUUGAAAUAGUGCCAAAAAAUGAAGAACACUUAAGUUCUUGAAUUAGCUGAAAAUGUUUUAAAGUAAGCUGACACAGAGUUAGCAUUAGAAAUGCAAUAUGCUUUAAAUGGAAAUAUGUCACUAGACAAAGAAUGGCAAUAUUAUAAUGGAACUUCAUCUUUAGUCAUUUGCUGGCAAUAUUUUAAUGGGGAUUUAUCUUUAGCCAUUAACUGGCAAUAUUUUAAUGGAACUUUAUCAUUAGCCAUAGACUGGCAAUGUUUUAAUGGGACUUUUUUUACUAGCCAUAGACUGGCAAUAUAUUUAAAGAUUAUAUCAAUGGGACUUUAUGACUAGCCUUUAAUUGGCAGUGAUUUAAUGGGACUAUGUCAGUAGCCAUUAACUGGCAAUAUUUUGAUGAGGCUACGUCAGUAUUGCCAUAGACAAGCAAUUUUAAUGGGACUUUAUCACUAGCCAUUAACUGGCAAUAUUUUAAUGGGAGUGUGUCAGUAGCUAUUAACUUGCAACCAUGAAUAAAAAACAUGUAUAGUUAACCUUAGACUGUCAAUGUUUUAAAGGUACUAUAGAGUGCAAUUUUUUUAGUAUGUAGUUAAUUAACCCUUUAAGCCCUGAUGAUGCAUUAAUGCAUCACCGUGCCGGGGCCGAAUGAUGCAUUAAUGCAUCACCGUGCCGGGGCCGAAUGAUGCAUUAAUGCAUCACGGAAGUAGAUUUUUUUCUGCAUUUUUUUGAAGUGAUGAUACGGCGAUUUAAAUAAUCAUGACUGAUUCUUACUUGAAUGAGAUAAUGUUUGGCAAUAAAUAAUGAAAUUAACAAUACGUAACACAACUUUAGAUGUCUAAAUUUACGUAUAACGUCCAACUUGUUUUAAACUUCUGCUCUCGAGAACUUCCGGUCGGACGGGAGCGAGUAAACAACUGGAAAUAUCUUGGAUGGAAUACUAUUUUUACCCAUAUACUGUCAAUGACAUUGUGAAAUUUGUCUUACUUAAAUAAGACGGAUCACAAUAUGUAAUAAGACAUCUAAGUAUCUAAGGAAGGGAAUAUCUUGUGUUUAAUUCCAGUGAGUUCUUUUGACCCAUGCCUUAAUUUAUCAUAUGUAAUAGUCUAAUAUAUUCUGUACCAGACUAUAUUAUUUACAAUUACAUGAAUUAGAUCCAUUACACAAUAUCUAUAUAUAGAUGAAUUGUGAUCAAUUUACUUCAGUGCAAAACUAAAGCAUAUCUUCUACAAAAUUAUUUACUUCAAUUCUUUUACUUACAAAUUAUGAACUGAAUUCCAAACCUGAAUCUCACCACCUUCUAUUAUCUUAAAUUUUCAGCGGGGACAAAAAAAGUAUGGCCGUGCUUGUGAUCUAUAUGUAGGGUUUACACUACACUGCAAUUCAUGUGAUAGUUGUCUGCUUUUGAUUUCAAAAUGACAUUAUCAAAAAAAAAAGAUUAUGAAUCACUGUGCAUUGUUAAAGUGUGUGUUCCUGUUUAUUUUUCAAUUCAGAGCAAUUACACUUAUCUUAUCUGAAAUCUUCACUGUUACAUAAGAUAUAAAUAGCUGGUUUUCUAAUCACAGACUGUUUUCAUAUGAGUUUGCAAAUUAAUACUGAGGGUGUUGAUAAUUGAAACUAGGUAUUUGUAAUGAAUUAGUGCUUUUGUAUUAUCUGCAACUAUAGUCAUGAUGACCAUAUGAAUUGUUAAACCUGUGUAUUAAGAAUUCUGCUGGACAACAGCAGAUCUGUUAUUACUGGUAGGGACCGUUACCAGGGUCACUUAGUCGAGUCAUUGUUUGUACCAUAGCCUUCAUCAUGCGGCUCUGAUGUUAGGUGUUGAUAGUCUAUCACUGUGUUGUGUACCCAAGCAUCUCCGGUGUAACAGAUGGGAUUGUGUGUAGCAAUUGAAAAACUGUUGUAUAUCAUUAAAGUGUUAAGCAGACAA
Pecten maximus is the source of this 6505-nucleotide messenger RNA. RefSeq lists its product as uncharacterized. The record is from RefSeq and is a predicted model, not a curated record. The transcript is spliced from 2 exons. Lineage: Eukaryota; Metazoa; Mollusca; Bivalvia; Pectinida; Pectinidae. Bases 3026 to 4000 code for a protein of 324 amino acids.